Messenger RNA from Caenorhabditis auriculariae, 1903 nucleotides. NCBI's taxonomy places the organism in Eukaryota, Metazoa, Nematoda, Chromadorea, Rhabditida, Rhabditidae. The record is from the annotation of a GenBank genome assembly.
AUGGACCCGUUGGUCCGAACUAUUGAUUUUCUCAUUGCUGUUGAUUCACCAUUGGUAUGUCAUGCUUACUUCAAUAGAUGACGUUCCCGUGACCAUGAUUCCUAUCUUAGCUUUAAUAUCCAUAGAAAUUCGAGUUUCUUCUCAUUACAGACGCAGUACUUUAACUAUGAUGAGUCGAAAAUUCGGUCAGCUGUUGUCACUUUAAUGCACUCUGUUAGCGCGGUAAAAGUACUUAAAUCGUAUUCAAAUCAAGGUCAAUUUACAGUAUCUGUACCCAUUGAAAAUCCGCGUGGCUUUGGCGGAGAUCGUGCCAAUAAAAGGUUACAAUCUUUCUCUAGAUGAUUUUGGAUCAUGGAAAAAAGCACAAAACCAUCAGGUCUCUCAUAAACGACAAAAAAAAACGAUUGAAAGACUUUCAGGCAGCACACGACAUAGCUGUGCUAUUGCGAUAUAAACACGAGGGAGGAAUUGCUUACGUAAAUGGAGUUUGUUCGGUCAAUUCUAUAGCUGUGGCAGGCGUGAGUUUGGAAUUUUUAACGAAUUGUAAAAGCUAAAGAGAAAAUUAUUCUGAAAAAGAAACUUAACGACUUGGUUGGUGCAUUGGAAGAACAGAUAAAAACAGAUAAAAAGAGCUCGUUUGUGGAACGAAAAAAUGUUGGAGUAAUAUUAAAAAGGGAUAAACUACAGUUCACACCAGAAGCAACAUCAAAAAACGCGUGGCUGUUCAUACACGAAGUGGCUCAUGUGCUUGGACUUUCGCACGAGGCCCAAGCGACGUGUUCCUGUGUGCAAAAGCAGCCCGGAGAGUGUCUACGUUUAAAGUGAGCCACCAGAGAAGCUCGCAGAAUAGCGAAGAAAACGCGCUCCAGCUAGCUAUUUUUUUGAACUUAUCCUAAUGGUUUUCGAAAUUUUCUUUUUUUUACAGAAUGGAGAUAUCAAGAAGCUCAAGCUGCAAAAAAAUGUUUAUAAGUUCCUGAAAGAUCAAAUGUGCUGCUGCUCAUUUUUUUUUUUUGCGAAAAUGAAAUUUUUGGAUAUUGCUUAUUCUAUUUCUGGAAAUUCCUAGGUUUUUAUGAAUAUGGACUCAGAAAUCUUAUAUUCUCGUACAAUAAAAAAAGAUUUUUUUCAGAGGAUUUGAAGAGUGCAGUGCUCAGCAGUUGGCGGAUCUGUUACCCAAACACCGAUGUUUGGAGCCAAAUAACCGUUUGAGAAGGCCUAUUGUCUCUCUUUGUGGGAACGGAAUCAAAGAGUUUGAAGAAGAAUGCGACUGUGGACCAGAGAAGUUUGAUUCCUUUUUUUUUGUUAUUUUUUUAUUUGCUUGCUCAGUAGUCGCGUUAGCUCACGGGAUUUAAAUUUCGAAAAUCUUCUCGAAAAUAAUAUUUUUUCCAACUAAAAAUAAAGAACAAAAAGGUUACACAAAGAAGCUUAAAUUCCCGAGAAAUAAUCCUAAAUCUUGAGGUGGUGUGACAAUAUACUGUGCAACGCGACCGACUGCCGUUUUGUAUUGAAAAAAAACUUGCUGUUCUUCAUUUUUUCCUUCGGCUCUGCAUUUAUCUUUUUCAUAGUUCUCGUUUCUACAGGGUCAGUUUUAAAUACCAUUAUUGUAAAUAGAGGUUGUUUCUAGAGAGUUCACUUUCAACCGGGUAAAGAAGUUACUACAUGCAAAAGGACGAAAAGUACCUCCGUCUUCUCCAGUUUGCAACGGUAAGAAAAUUGAACCAAAGAGCUCACUCAGCGAAAUACUUCAGAAGUUGAGGAAAAACGCGGACGAAGAAUCGGGAACAAGGUUUUAGAUGUCGCGAAAUCCCCUGAUCUCAACGGAAGCUACGUUGUCAUGAAUCCUCCAAAAAAUCUCUUGAACAGUCUGGCCAUUUUUCCACGGGAUAAUUUAUUGCUAACACCAUAA